CUUGAAGGGCCGGGUUUAACUUUCUCAGCAGAGAAGUGAAACCGUAUCACAUUUCUGUCUGACGCUUCAGGGACUCACUCUCCAUAUGGAUUUCUAUAACUUCAUGCUGCAUUUACUUAUUUUUGCUUCUCUUGGAUGCUAUUCCGAGGGCAGUCUGCUUCUCAAUAACAAAAUCAACGGCGUUAUAGGUAAAUAUGUGACCUUCAAGACAACAAUCACCUUAACACCGAAUUUUGUAAUCGUAACAUGGAAUUUCAACAAAGGUUCAGAAAUUGCACCGAUACUUACGAGCAUUGUGCCAUCAAACACCGACAACGUUGAUGAGAAAUACGCCAGCAGAAUCAGCUACAAUAAGACGACGUUCGAGCUUCAGCUUGGGCCACUGGUGAAGGAGGAUGGAGGGGAAUAUACUCUCACUAUAGUCACUGACAAGGGACAGCAACUGACCGGACAGGUUGAUCUGGAGGUUCUUGAACCCGUAACUGACAUCAUGAUUUCAUCUAAUCUGCCUGAAGCUGUUGAGUUCAACAACACUGUGCAUCUUACCAGUCCGCUUCUCAAUAACAAAAUCAACAGCGUUAUAGGUAAAUAUGUGACCUUCAAGACAACAAUCACCUUAACACCGAAUUUUGUAAUCGUAACAUGGAAUUUCAACAAAGGUUCAGAAAUUGCACCGAUACUUACGAGCAUUGUGCCAUCAAACACCGACAACGUUGAUGAGAAAUACGCCAGCAGAAUCAGCUACAAUAAGACGACGUUCGAGCUUCAGCUUGGGCCACUGGUGAAGGAGGAUGGAGGGGAAUAUACUCUCACUAUAGUCACUGACAAGGGACAGCAACUGACCGGACAGGUUGAUCUGGAGGUUCUUGAACCCGUAACUGACAUCAUGAUUUCAUCUAAUCUGCCUGAAGCUGUUGAGUUCAACAGCACUGUGGUUCUUACCUGCUCUGCCAAAGGCUCCUUUACCUACAAGUGGAAGAGCGGUUCAGUUCCUUUGGUGGUGGAUGGCACACGCAUGAAGCUAAACCAAGUCGGCAAUGUGCUAACUGUUGCAGAAGUUCGCCGAACAGAUCUGCAAGGACCCAUUUACUGCACUGCAGAAAAUGCAUUGAAAUCAGGGAGGAGUGCUGCCUUCAAUCUCACAGUGAGCUAUGGCCCAAAGAAAGUCAGCAUAACACAGAAUACAACAGAUUCGUUCAUUAAGAAAGGCUCUUACUUAACCCUCGCAUGCUCAGCCCAGUCUGACCCUCCCGCUCAGUUCCAGUGGAUGUUUAAUGGGCAGGAGAUGCCUCAGAAGACCACUGUCAACAUUACCCUCACCAAUGUACAGGAAAUAAACAGUGGAAACUACAGCUGUGUGGCCUACAACGCGAAGACCAAGCGCUACGUUACCUCACCGGUUGCUGUGGUGUCUGUUCUAGAUUGGCCAAGGUUUCAGACGCAGAAUUUGACCAACUUCUGCUUGGAAUGAUCUAUCAGUAUGAAGCAGAGAUGUUCCUGACAAGUCCCUGCGAUCCAAAUCCAAGUCAAGUCUCAAGUUUUUGUUCUAUUUUUUAGCAAUAGUUUUUUGUAGAUACUUUGUAGAUACACUGUAUGAGGCUAAAUCAAUUUUGAAAUCUUAAAACUAAUUACUUCUACAGAAUGUCUUGUUUGUUUAUUCCAGAUAGACUAAUAUGCACAAUCAAAAACUAUUAGUUUAAAACUAUUGCAUUUGAUCCAUGUAAUUACAAAAAAAAGGACAUACAUUUUUUGUGUUUAGUUGUAAAUGCAUGAACCCAAGUAUUAAAUUAAUCAAUUUGAACUAAAAUUCCAAAAUCUAUGCAUGUCUUAUGUCGAGUGCCUAAUUUGUGUGCUUGUAAUUUGUGCAGAUAAUCAGUAUGCAAAUGAUGAAUGAAUAUGUUUAUUGAAAGGUAAUAAAUGGAAAUAGUUAACAUUCAUUAAACUGUUGGCAUUUUUUAUUUUAAAUAUGGUGUAAAAUGGUAAAGUAAAAAUUAAAGUAAAGGGAGGGGGUGGGUUUGUACUAGUGUGUGACACUUCUUCUUUUUUAACUGACACAUGCCUGAAAUGCUGACGUGUGGUUUUACAGUGAAACUGUAGUUCAAAAAUAAAUGUGUAAUACAGGUGUCUGCCUCUUGAAUGUCAUUUUACAUUUUUUUUUUAACAAUUUAUCUGUUUGAUUAUUGUGUGCAAUUAUUAUUAUUGUGCUC
Messenger RNA from Labeo rohita (rohu), 2207 nucleotides. Its product is annotated as carcinoembryonic antigen-related cell adhesion molecule 1. The transcript has 8 exons. Lineage: Eukaryota; Metazoa; Chordata; Actinopteri; Cypriniformes; Cyprinidae. The record is from RefSeq and is a predicted model, not a curated record. The coding region runs from base 86 to 1471 and encodes 461 amino acids.